Molecule: messenger RNA, 5886 nt
Organism: Phyllotreta striolata
Lineage: Eukaryota; Metazoa; Arthropoda; Insecta; Coleoptera; Chrysomelidae
Source: the annotation of a GenBank genome assembly
AUAAAAUAACAUAUCCCAUUCACAUCCUAAACAACAUGGAUCAUUCCGAGAAGAUUGAGAGAAGGAAAAAUCCCAGGGAAAACGCCAACUUGUUUUCCCUUUUAAGUUUCGCGUAUAUAGGAAGGCUUUACAAGCAAGCGUACAAAAACGAUCUGGAGGACAACGAUCUCUACGAAGUGAUCGAAAACUGCGAGUCCAAAAAAGCCGGCGACCUUUUGGAGGCGGAAUGGGACAAAGAAUUCAAGAAAAAAUCGCCUUCGAUGACGCGUCUGAUGUGGAAUCGAUGGGGUUGGAAGUACGUUUUCAUCGGCUGCAUCGACCUAACCUGGAGGCUUAUUAGAAGUUCUUUAGAACCUGCUGCAGUGAGCAACCUCAUCUCCUACUUCAAACCAGGUCAUAGCGAUACCAGCAAAACGCAGGCGUGCUGUUAUGCUGCUUUGGUGCUUUUCAUUCAAGUUUUCCACAGCAUCUACCUCCAUAAUCUGAUCAUCUGGGUGCAGGGACUGGCGAUUGAAAUAAAAGCCGCGUUCUCAUCGUUGAUAUACAGGAAAUCUUUGAAACUGAGCCCCGCGGCUCUGUCCGAUGUUAGCGUAGGCAACAUAGUGAAUUUGGUCACCAAGGACGUUCACACGUUUCGAAUAUCAAUUUGGAUCAUCAGCGAUAUAUGCACGGGCACUGUAGAAGUAUUGCUUAUUUGCUACCUGUUAUACUCGAAAAUCGGUGUGGUGUCGAUGGCUGGAAUCGUGGUUUUAACUCUUUCCCUUCCCAUUCAAGCAUAUCUCUGCAAGGUGGUUACUGAUUUAAAAUUGAAGAUGGCAGAAAAAACGGAUGAACGUCUGCAAAACACGCAGGAGACGCUCAAUUCUAUAAAAAUAAUAAAAAUGUACACUUGGGAGGAUUAUUUCUAUAACAAAAUUAAUUUCGCUAGAUGCAAAGAAUUAUCCAAACUCUUUUGGGUGUUUUACUUGAAGAUGGUCAUCAUCUUGAUAGGGGCAAUAUUUUCUAAAGCCGGUUUCUACGUUCUGUUGACGGUUUAUAUUUAUUUAGGAUACGCCACAGAUACCAGUAUACUCUUCUACAUUCUCACUAAUUUUAAGAAUCUCAAGAGCACAUUGGGUCAUUCUAUUCCGAAUAGAAUAGGCAAAGCCGGUGAGUUUUUAUCGUCCUUCAAACGGAUCGCCAAACUAUUGAAAUCAGAGGAGAUCAAUCCAAGGCUGAAGAAGACGGAAAAAACUGCCAAUCCCAUGAUAGAAGUUACCAAUGCUAGAGUGUGCAUCGAUGAUAAACUAAUUUUGGAUAACGUUUCGUUCAAGCUUUCCACCGGUUUAACCGCGGUGACGGGAAACGUGGGUUCUGGCAAAAGCUCGCUGUUGAAGAUGCUGGUCCAGGAUUAUCCCUUGACUGGAGGAAGCUUCGUGAGGCAGGGCGAUAUUUCAUACGCCUCGCAGGAUCCUUGGUUGUUCCCUUCCAUUAUCAAGCAAAAUAUACUCUUUGGAGAAGAAUUCAAUGAAGCUAGGUACAACGAAGUGCUUCGAGUAUGCGGCCUUGUUUACGAUCUCAAACUAUUCGAAGACGGAGACGAGACGGUGCUGUGCGAUAGAGGAGCCAACUUGAGCAGAGGCCAACAAGCUAGAGUCAAUCUGGCCAGGGCUGUGUACAAAAAUUGUGAUAUUUACCUUUUAGACGACUCACUGACAGCGCUCGAUCAAACCGUGCAGGAUUAUUUGUUCGAGGAGUGCAUCCAGAAAUUUUUGAAAGGCAAGAUCGUUUUACUAGCCACUCAAACGCCCGCCCAUAUCAAAAGGGCAGACAACGUCAUAAUCAUGGAAAAUGGAAAAAUCAAAAGUUUCACCACACCAGAUAAAAUCCAAGAAGAGUUCACCGAAAUAUAUACUCCAGUAGAAGCAGAAGGUGAAAAACAAAAUGAAAGCGAUAGUUUGGAAUGUGACGAAACCAGCAAGCUUUUGGGAAUGGACGAAACGUACUGCAAACCAGUUUACCAGGAAACCCAGAAGAAAGGAUCCGUGGAUACGGAGGUUUAUAAGGAAUAUUUUUUAAUGGGUGGCGGAUUUCUGCUAGCUUUUCUCAAUUUAUCUCUAGGUGGAGUAACUCAAGCAUCGGAGAGUUACUCUGAUAAAUUAUUGACGUCGUGGGUAGAUAAGCAAGAAAACGUCUUAAACAUUGAAAAAAAUUUAACAUUCUACACCAAUACCACCGAUAAUUUCACCUACACAAAUAUUUCAAGUACUUUGGAUUUAGCCAGAAACGAACGACACGAAACCUUCAAAUUGUACACCAUCAUGAUAGUCGCCUCUGCUCUAUUAGAUCUAAUAAAAACCUACGCCCUUUUCGACUUUUGCAGAAGAGCAUCCAUCAAUUUACACAAAACUAUCAUCAAAAGAAUCAUUAACGCAGUCAUGACAUUUUUCGAUAAGAAUUACAUUGGUAACGUGCUGAACAGGUUCUCUCAGGAUUUGAUCAACGUCGAUGAACGCUUGCCCAUUUGCAUCAACGAAUGUUACAGGGUUGUAUUUUCAGCCGGAGGAAUCAUCUUGGUGAUAGGUUCAACAAACACCAGUUUCCUCUUGUAUAGUGCAGUCAUAUUCAUUAUGCUGGUGUUAAUGAGAAUGGCGUACUUGCCCGCCGGUAGAAGUUUGAAGCGUUUGGACGCAUCGACUAGAAGUCCGAUGAUUGGCCAUCUUAACGCUAGUUUGGAGGGCUUGACGACAAUUCGGGCGAGUAAAGUCGAAAAUAUUCUGCGAGAUGAAUUCGAUAGACAUCAAAAUCUCCACACAUCAGCUCACUACAUGUCAGCCAACGCCAUUAGAGCAUUCGGUUUUUUCACCGACCUUAUAUGCUCCACAUUUAUGCUCGUCGUCUUCACGAGAUUCAUCUUCCUGGACGCAGAUACGAGCGCGGGAAACGUGGGCUUGGCCUUAACGCAGGUGAUGCAUCUGGGUAGCACGGUGCAAUGGGGCGUACGGGAAUGGUCCGAACUGGAGAACCUGAUGACCUCAGUCGAGCGAACCUUGGCCUACACCAAAAUCGAAACCGAGCGCAAAGACGGAAAGACGAUCAGAAAAUGGCCCAAGUACGGCUCGAUAAUAUUCGAAAACGUGUCGAUGUUCUACAACGACAGGUCCGCCGUGUUGAAGAACCUCAACUUCGUCGUGGCGGCCAAACAGAAGAUCGGCGUUGUGGGAAGAACCGGUGCGGGAAAAUCCUCUUUAAUAGCAACGCUAUUCAGGCUGUAUCGCAUCGAAGGAAAAAUCCUCAUCGACGGAGUGGAUACAUCUAUAGUAGCUCUGGGCUUUCUGCGCAAGGGCCUGGCCAUCAUUCCCCAGGAUCCCGCGUUGUUUUCGGGCACGAUUCGAUCGAACGUCGAUCCGUUCGGAGAACAUUCAGACGAGCAGGUGUGGAAAGCCCUGGAUAAAGCGCAUUUGACCAACAGCGUCCAUAAUUUGGAACGCAAGGUGGGUAAAAAUGGGGAAGGUUUCAGCGUUGGUCAGAAGCAGCUCGUUUGCUUAGCAAGAGCGAUUCUAUCGAAGGCCAAAAUUGUCGUUUUCGAUGAAGCUUCUGCUAAUUUAGAUGCGGAAACAGACGCUUUAUUACAAGAGAGCAUUAACAGCAACUUCAACGAUUGCACGAUGCUGAUUGUCGCUCACAGAUUGCAUACAGUCAUCGAUUGCGAUAAAAUUAUUGUUAUGGAUAAAGGAGAGAUUAAAGAAUUCGACACACCCGCCAAUUUGCUAAGAAACAGCAAUGGUUUAUUUUAUAAUAUGGUAAAAAAAUCUGGAUUAACGAUUAAUAAAAUAGACUAGAGUUUUGUUUUGUAAAACCAUUUAUUAUUUAUAUCUAAUUAUUAUAAAAAAAUUCCCCACUAUCUUUUAUUAAUACGCUGACAGAAGUCUGAGUUGAAGUACAAUGGUAUAUUUUUCUGCUUUACCAGUUUGGAUAAUCUCUUGUACUCCUGCGACCAUUGGGAAAUCUUCCUGGCGAACGUCCUUUUGUCCUUGAUGCAUUUGCAAUACUUCGCUUCCUCUCUCCGUUGAUUUUCCCGCUCCUGUUGCUCCUUUUUGGCUAUCAAGUUCGCUUCCUCUUUUUUCCUGUUAGCCAGCCAAUUAAUCAGAUCGAGAGUUUCAUCAUCAAGAUCGAUUUGAGAAAAUCGGCUGACUAAGUACGAUAGCAGUAUUUGCACGUAUUUCGGGUUGAGUACUUCCUUUAAAACUUUAAUGGUACUGUAAUACAAGGUUUUCGAGAUACUCUCUUUGUACUUGGUCAAUGCUAUGGGGCUGUUUAUGGUCGUUUUGGUAAGUAAGGAAUCGACGAAAUUUUGAUAAUAUUUGUGUUCGAUCCUAACUUUAGGAAAGGUCUUUCCCGUCUUGAUUACAGUAGCGUUUUCCUCUUGAAGGAGGCACUUCUCUAUUUGCGAUUUGACCAGCUUAUCUCUGAAAUACUCCUCGCCGGAUCUCGUCUUCUUAAUAGCGUACAACUUUUUGUACACGUUCUUAUCUCUGUGAUUGCAAUUCGCCGAGUUCAGGUUGCCCACGAUGAAAUUUUUAUUGACCCGGCAAAUGCCCGCGUAGUCUACAAACAGGUGCUUCAGGUAGCUGUCCUCGACGUGCACGAACUGCUUGGAAAACUCCAGCAGGUUGCAGUGAAACACGCUAAUGUCGAAGGUGCACUUGAACGGCACGUCGCAUUCCUUGCACCGCUUCUCGAAGACGACGUGGUCGGCGUUGACGGUGGUGGUAGUUUCGGCGUCCAGGCGCAGCAAACAUUUAUCGUCCUUGGUCUUUUCGAUAAGGGCGUUAUUGAGUAGCACCUGCAGGAUGUCGUCCUCGCCGUAGAUAACGGUGGCGUAGUGGGGGUGCUCGUAUUUGUAGUGCAGCGUGACGUAGACGUAGCCGUCGACCAGCUCGUUGGCGAUCACCACGUUGGUGGUGAUCCUCGUGCCGUCGGCGAACUCGACGAUUUUGUCCGCCGUUCUGUACAAAAUGCAUUUGAAGCCGUCUCUGCGCUCGUAGAAGAUUUCCUCCUCGCAGAAAUCGUUUUCGGCUACAGUGUAGUAAAGUUUCUUUUGGCUGAUUUUAUUGCCCUCCAAGAUGGUUUUGGUGCCUUCGAAAUUCAAAAGGCUCGUUUUCAGAUAGGGUAUCUUCGUGUUGUCCAGCAUUCUGAAUAAGUCCUCGUUUACCACGUAUCCUCGUUUCGUCUCCAAGUUGCUGCGCCUGCUGAUGUAGUAUUCGCCGUCCGUUUUGCCGGCGUUCUUCAUGAACUUGUUCAGACGUUUCCUGUAAUCGCUGGUCGUUUUGCAGUGCUGGGGUUUGAUGGUCGACGAUCUGAUCGUUUCCUUGUCGGACUUGAGCUUUUCGAAAUCGAUGAUGUUGCCGUUGGACAUUAGAAUUCUGAUCGUGCCGUCCACUUUCUUGAUCAGUAUGUAGCCCUCUCUGGUGAACAACCGAAACUCUUCGUGUUUGAUGUCUGGUAUGUUAGUGUUGAGGGGCUCUUGUUUGAUCUCGACAAGUGUUUCUUUCAAAAACGACGGGUGGCAGGAUACGUGGACGCCGCUUGGUAGGGUUACUCUGAACACGGCGCUCUCGAACGCUGGCAUCGAGGCUCCUAUUGAUCGGAUAGGAACGAAACGCUUGCUCUUAGUCUGAUCAUUGUCGACGUUCUUCACAGAGGUUUUUUGCACGUGCGCCAGUAUUCGCUCUAAAACUGCCGCCAGAGGCACUGUGUCUACAGGUUUCUCGCUUACCACCUCCUGGUAAGCUUCCUUGAUUUUAUAAAUGGGGCUGUUCGUUUCGAUGGCUUCACAGAUACCCUGAUAUAUAUUCAUCGGGCAUUUGUCGUCUUCCUUUUGCACGGGUUCGACUACCGUCUUUC